This is a messenger RNA of Lactuca saligna, 1093 nucleotides long. NCBI's taxonomy places the organism in Eukaryota, Viridiplantae, Streptophyta, Magnoliopsida, Asterales, Asteraceae. The record is from the annotation of a GenBank genome assembly.
AUGGAGACAGUGGAAGAAGGUCAAAAUCAACCUAAAAUUAGGCGAAAACAGAGAAAAUCUGAAAAAAUCGUGGUGAAGGGUGAACUCGAUCGAAUCUGUUCGUUGCCAGAUUGCUUGCUUCUUGAAAUCCUGUCUCAUUUACCCACAACAAAAGACUCCAUUAGAACAGGUACACUCUCCAAACGAUGGAACCAUCUUUGGACUUUGGUUCCUAAUUUAACUUUUAUACAUGGUGGUAGACAUACGUGGCCUGAUUUCGCAUUAUGUGUGGACAAAACCCUAAAUCAAUGUCGCCAAUUGAAGCUUAAGAAAUUCCUCGUGUAUUCCCGUUAUUCUAGAGGAUUUGUUGGAUUUGAAUCGCGUAUCAACAAUUGGAUUCGUUAUGCUCUGAGAUGUAAUGUAGAAGAGUUUAAUUUAAGGUUACCUAAAGAGAAACGGAAGUUUUUGUUAGAUCAAUUUUUCUUCAUCAACACAUGUUUUACUGAUCUGAAAUUACAGGCGUGCGUAUUUACUCCAAUUGGAGCGAUUAGUUGGAAAAAUCUUAGGAGUUUGUGCAUUUCCUUUGGUAAGCUAAAUGAAGAUUUGAUUGAAAACAUAUUAUCCGGGAGUCCUCUGUUGGAAACUUUGGAGUUGAAAUAUUGCUAUGGUUUUAAGAGAAUUGAUAUUACUUCAAAGAGUGUUAAGAAGUUGGUGUUAUUUGGAUACUUGGAUGUUGAUAAUGCAAUCGAUGCCUAUAUUAUCGAAAUUAAUGCACCUUAUGUUUUAUCACUGACAAUCGAAGGCAACCUGUGGUUGUGGAAGCUUUUGUUGCUAAAUGUGUCUUCUUUAGUCGAAGUUUACUUAAAUUAUGAUAUUCUCUUCACUUGGGACAUGACACGGCAAGAAACGGAAGACGAGAUGUUUAAAGGAUUUAUACUAAAGCUUGGCAACGUUAAGGAGCUUAAAAUUGGGGUUUUCUGCUCUUUGGUUCUUUCUCGUUUGCAAACUAAAGGCUUCAUUUUCCCACCGAAUAUGAAGUUUCCAGUUGUUACCUCAUAACUACCAACAUUAAGUGAUUGAUGAUGCUUUGAGUUCAUGCUUAUGCUGUUUAGCU